Messenger RNA from Diospyros lotus (date-plum), 1785 nucleotides. Its product is annotated as hexokinase-2, chloroplastic. NCBI's taxonomy places the organism in Eukaryota, Viridiplantae, Streptophyta, Magnoliopsida, Ericales, Ebenaceae. Gene Ontology annotation, cellular component: cytosol; mitochondrion. The record is from RefSeq and is a predicted model, not a curated record. The transcript is spliced from 9 exons. Bases 112 to 1617 code for a protein of 501 amino acids. Gene Ontology annotation, biological process: glucose 6-phosphate metabolic process; glycolytic process; intracellular glucose homeostasis. Gene Ontology annotation, molecular function: ATP binding; mannokinase activity; fructokinase activity.
ACCGUUGAACAGAAAGUUUUAGUGUCACGUUCUGUUCUGGCUGCUCACUCGCUUCUCAACGACUCCCUUUGCGCACUUUCCUUCUUACUCUGAUCUCACCGUCCACCGACUAUGUCGGUCUCCGCCAGCCCGCCGGCCCUCCGAUCUCUCCGCCUGCCCCGACAUCCGGCUGCAGUUCCGCGGUUUACGAUGGCCGUUCGAUCGUCGGUCAUCUCCUCCGUGGGCCCGAUCUUGACCAAGUUGAAGCAAGACUGCGCUACGCCUUUGCCAAUCCUCCGCCACGUGGCCGACGCCAUGGCCGCCGACAUGCGCUCUGGGCUCGAGGCCGACGGCGGCGGCGAUCUCCCCAUGAUACUCAGCUUCGUCGAUAGUUUGCCAACUGGGAAUGAGAAAGGAUUGUUUUAUGCAUUGGAUCUUGGAGGAACCAACUUCCGGGUGCUGAGAGUGCAAUUAGGAGGAAUAGGCGAACGUGUAAUUGCAACUGAAUUUGAACAAGUGUCCAUCCCGCAAGAGCUUAUGUUUGGCACCUCUGAGGAGCUUUUUGAUUUUAUUGCUUCGAUGCUGUCAAAAUUUGUGGGGAAAGAAGGUGGACAAUUUUCCCUGCCUGAUGGAAGGAAAAGGGAAAUUGGUUUCACGUUUUCUUUCCCAGUAAAGCAGACAUCUAUCGAUUCUGGCAUACUGAUCAAAUGGACAAAGGGUUUUGCAGUCUCUGGAACGGCCGGAAAGGAUGUAGUAGCUUGUCUGAAUCAAGCUAUGGAAAGGCAGGGACUGGACAUGCGGGUUUCUGCCCUGGUCAAUGACACUGUGGGAACACUAGCAGGAGCAAGAUACUGGGAUGAUGACGUCAUGGUUGCCGUUAUUCUGGGAACUGGAACCAAUGCAUGCUAUGUAGAACGAGUAGAUGCUAUACCUAAGCUACAGGGCCACAAUUCUACAUCAGGAAGAACAAUUAUCAAUCUGGAAUGGGGAGCAUUUUCAAAUGGCCUUCCAUUAACUCAGUUUGAUAGGGAAAUGGAUGCUCAAAGUAUCAAUCCUGGGGAGCAGUCCUUUUCAUUCAUGCAACAGAUAUUUGAGAAGACAAUCUCUGGUAUGUACCUUGGUGAAAUUGUAAGACAAGUACUUGUAAAGAUGGAUGAAGUUGGUGCCUUAUUUGGCUCAUCUCUUCAUGAGAAGUUAAACACUCCAUUUAUGCUCAGGACCCCAGAUAUAUGUGCUAUGCAGCAAGACAGUUCCCAAGAUCUCGAAGCUGUUGAAUCGAUCUUACAUGAUGUGGCUGGGGUAAAAUCUGAUUUAAAUGCUAGGAAGAUAGUGUUGGAAGUUUGUGACACUAUCGUAAAGAGGGGCGGUCGAUUGGCUGGUGCCGGCAUUACAGGGAUACUUCAAAAGAUGGAGGAGGAUACACAGGGACUUAUCUUUGGGAAGAGGACAGUGGUGGCCAUGGAUGGAGGCUUGUAUGAGCAUUAUCCCCAGUAUCGAAGAUACCUCCAAGAUGCAGUCACCGAGCUUCUAGGACUAGGGAGGUCGAAGAACAUAGUCAUAGAACAUUCCAAAGAUGGGUCCGGGAUUGGAGCUGCUCUCUUGGCUGCUACAAACUCCAUGUAUGGACAGGAAUAUUAGAAACCAAAUGUUCACUUCAUCACGAAUAAAGGAUGCAAUGUUUGCUACAUUUUUCUCCUACUGUUUGGAGCCGUUUUGGAGAGAAUUAGCUUAGAUCUAAGGUCUAAGGCAGUUUGGAUCACAAACUCUGGGUUGAGAAUAAAGGGAAAUCAUGGGAAUUCUUUCAAA